UGAGAAGAUAGUCCCGCAUCAACUGAAGCCAACUUCCGGUGUGCUCCACUUCCGAAACAUUCAGUUACUAAGCAACAUUAUCGAUGUCGUUUCCAUAUGCUUCUGCUACAGCCACGACUAAUGUCAUGUUUACGGACGAAAAUUUAGACCAAGUGAAUCUGGACAGCACAUGGAGUCAAGACAGGGACUGUGUCGAAGCUGGGAACCAGACGAAACCAUUGUCCGUUAAAGACAGUGCAGCACAGUCGAAUUCGAAAGUUGAAAGUGGGAGUCAGACCACAAAAAACACAGCGGCACCGAUGGUAAUUAUGAAAGAUGAUUCUCCUCAGUUGGCAGCAUUCCUCAAGAAGAUGGAACCACUUGUGUACAAAGAAUUGGAGAAAAAUGCCAAAAGCCAAGCAUUUCAAGGUUACCAAGUCAAUUGGCAAGACGAGUCGCCAUCAGUCAAUGAGCAGCAUGUUUUCACCCAUGAUGCAUUUAGGGGCCAGUGCCAGGUGACUGGUUUGUCCUGGAAUUCUUCUGGUUCCGUCAUUGCAGCAUCGUAUGGUCGGUUUGACCAUGACAGUUGGUGUACGCACAAGGCUGCCCUCUGCACUUGGAAUAUAGACAGUCAAACCUUGGACCCGAGAAAAGCCAGCAAAGUCAUUGAGCUAUCAUGUUGUUUGAUGUGUGUUGCCUUCCACCCAGCCAACCCAGCUCUUGUGUGUGCAGGAAACUUCAACGGUGAAAUCAUGCUAUGGGAUUUUAGCCAUGACAAUGUAUUACUUGUGGAUAGUUAUGGUAUGGGAGAUGGAGAUGCACACAGGGAGCCUGUUGCUAAGCUACAAUGGGUCCUAGACCCUGAAAGUCACUCUAAAACAUACAAGCUUGUCAGUGUGAGUGGAGAUGGCAAACUUCUGGUUUGGACAGUAGACAUGAAGUUAAACAAACUGACCCUUACCCAACAGUUUGCUGUCACAUCACAGAGCCUUCCUAAAUCUUUACGGGGCAAAGGUAGUCGAUCUGACCGGGAAGUUGGCCUUACCUGUUUAUCAUCUACUCACUAUGGUGACCACGUCUGUUUCAUCGGUUCAGAGACUGGUGCCAUUUUCAAGUGCUGCACUCAACAAGAUGGACAUCGAGGAGUCGACAUGGACGGCAAACCAAUGUUGCCAUCACCUGUUGUGUUUACUUAUAAACCUCACCUGGGCCCCGUUAAUGCAAUAGACUGCUCCCCUUUUCAUCCACAUGCCUUCCUUACCACUGGAAUGGAUCAGUCCAUGAAGAUAUGGAAUGCUCUGCAAUUGGAACCUGUCAAAGUGUUGAAACCUGAUCAGGGUUCUCUUGUUUGUGGGUCCUGGUCCCCUGUUCGACCUCUUGUCAUUGCUGCUGCUACAGAUACGGGAUUGCUGCUCUUGUAUGACUUACAACACAGUAUGCUGAAACCUCUGCACACUUUGGAAGCUGGCACCCACAAGGCUCCCAUCUAUUCCUGUUCUUUCAAUACUCAACGGUAAGUGUAA
Molecule: messenger RNA, 1502 nt
Organism: Octopus bimaculoides (California two-spot octopus)
Lineage: Eukaryota; Metazoa; Mollusca; Cephalopoda; Octopoda; Octopodidae
Product: cytoplasmic dynein 2 intermediate chain 2
Biological process (GO): intraciliary transport
Cellular component (GO): ciliary plasm; cytoplasmic dynein complex
Molecular function (GO): dynein heavy chain binding; dynein light chain binding
Source: RefSeq, a predicted model, not a curated record